AGGGGUCCUUUACCUUUUAGGAGGAACUAGGGAGGGUCAUGUCGGAGACUCUUUCCCAGGUUACAUUUCUGCCCCGGACUCAGAUUCCUCUUAUCUUACCAUUGGUUUCCUCUCUUCCUCCUGUCCCUCAAGGUUAAUCUCCCACCCAUUGCUCCGUCUUACUCUCAGAAUCCUCUCCAUCAGAGACACUAAAACAAAGGCAUUAGAACAUCUGAACCCUUGUCGGGAAAUUCAAAAACUGUCUCCUGUCCUGAAGGUUUUUCUCCAGCAGAAAAGAUGACGAUGGAACUGGUCUCCCCAUCUUACGAGCUGGUGGAUUCCAGCCGUCCCAAAAAGGCUAUCCGAGCCCCCUUAAGGGUCUUGGAUCCCGGUCGGUCGAAACUGAGCACCGUCGAGACCAAGAGGAUCAUAUCUGUCUUGGAUGAAACCAUCUUCAAGAUAGAACUGGUCAGCGUCUUCUCCUACGUCAUCGAGAACUUCGAUGAGUUUAGCGCUAUCUUAGGUCCUGACCUCACAGGAGCCUUCCGAGAACAUCACCGGCUUUCAACCAUCCUCGAAUUUAUGCUCUCACACCCGGAGGAUGAAAAUAUUCUCUACAUAGGCUCCGGUAAAGGAACUUUCUUCGGCCUUGUGGAUACCGACGGUCAUCUCACGAUGCACAUUCAAGGCCUUAAAAGCUCAGUCCGAAAUAUUCUACGCCUGCUUUACACCAACACAGUUGCUUGCCAAGCUCUGAGAGAAGUUGCUUACACCAGGGACCCGUCCGUCCAUAAAUUCAUUAACUGUCUGUCCAAGCAGAGGGGCUUCCUCUUUGAGCAGCUCCUCACCACCCCUUUAGAAGAAAAGGAGAAAUGUCGUUUUUUGCACGAAGUCUUCCAGAGAGACAAGAAAAACACGGAGACCGCCGCAGGACUGGAAGACGAACUGACUGCCGCCGUCCAGAAUAGGGAUGACGAGAUUGCCAAGAAGAACGCCGUCAUCAAAGAACUGAAAACUCACUUGCACAACCUGGCCAAGUUCUCCGAAAGCCAAAUCCAGCGUACCCGGACCGAAGCCGAGAAGCAGCACAAAACGGAGGUGCGCACUUCCCAGGCGAAAUGCGCCAAGUUGCAACAGGAGCUGCAGCAGCUGCGUGCUCAGUUCAACGCCCUGGUGGCUGAAGAUCGGGAGACGGAACUCAACCUUCGGAAGAAAAAAUACAAGGUGGAAAUGGAGAUAGAAAAUUGGGUCCAAAAAUACGAUAUGGAAAUGAUUGAAAAGCAGGAGGAAAUCGACGAGAUCGAUGAAUUCUACGUGGUCGAGAAGCAGGAUCUGGCCCAACUGCGGGAGAAAUACACCCGGCUGGACGAGGAAUACUGCCAGAUCGUGGAGGAGAGGAGGGUCAAGCAGGAACAGAAGGACAAAGCCGAGAAGGAGCUGGCCAUCCUGGCGCGAGCCGCUACUCUGAUCCAGGCCGUGUGGAAGGGCUACUUAGUGAGGUCGUUGUUACGCAGCAAAAGGAAGAAGAAGGGGAAGGGGAAGAAGAGUACGGGCAGGAGAUGAGUCUCAAUCUCUGGCCGUUAUCUUAUUUUGGUGGGUGGGCCGUUCUGGGCAGUUUCGGAGAGGGAAGGAACCCUUGGGAGGUUCUGGGAUGUCCUUUAAUAAAGUUGAUCAUUUAAAAAAA
Pantherophis guttatus is the source of this 1663-nucleotide messenger RNA. RefSeq names its product dynein regulatory complex subunit 10 (gene DRC10). Lineage: Eukaryota; Metazoa; Chordata; Lepidosauria; Squamata; Colubridae. The record is from RefSeq and is a predicted model, not a curated record. Gene Ontology annotation, molecular function: protein binding.